Molecule: messenger RNA, 825 nt
Organism: Magnusiomyces paraingens
Lineage: Eukaryota; Fungi; Ascomycota; Dipodascomycetes; Dipodascales; Dipodascaceae
Exons: 3
Coding region: 1-825 (274 amino acids)
Source: RefSeq, a predicted model, not a curated record
AUGGAUAAAACUAUCAAUUCCAUUACCUACAACCCUUAUCUGCCAAAGCUUUUGCUUUUUGGUGAUUCUAUCACCCAGCGUGCAUACUCCUAUGCUGAGGGAAAGACGUUUGUCUUUGGUGCAGCUUUCUCAGAUGACUACCUGCGUCGACUGAACGUUGUGCACCGCGGUUUUUCCGGGUAUAACUCUGAGCAAGGCAGAUAUAUUCUACCAGGUAUCAUUGAGGCUGAGACUAGCGGAAACCACUCAAUUGCUCUUGCUACUGUCUUUUUCGGGUCUAACGACGCUGUUAUCCCUUCAAACUCUCAAUACGUUUCGCCCGAAAGAUUUGAAGAAAAUGUCCGUUUUAUUACUAAAGCACUGCUCGACGCUGGUUCCCGCGUCAUCCUCGUGGGUCCUGCGCCGCACGACGAGGUCCACCGUAACCAGCUUUUCCCUGGAGACCCAGCUGACAACCCACGUUCCACACUGCGCAAUCGCCAAUACGGAGAUAUUGUAGGCAAAGUUGCAGCAGAGCUCAAUGUUGGGUUUGUUGACUUGUGGCACGCCUUCCUCGAGAAUGUUGGGUGGAAAGAGGGCGACCCUAUCCCAGGCAGACUCAAGGAUACACCCCCAGAAGACCGUGACAAGCCAUCUCGCAUUGCGCAUCUGUUAUGUGAUGGACUCCACUUCACAGGCGACGGAUAUCGCAUUUGGUACAACUCAGUGGUCAAUGUUAUCAAAGAACAGUACCCCGAGCUUGAGCCUCGCAAGCUACCAUUUCUUUACCCAGAGUGGCAGGCAGCUACCGUCGAGGACUUGCAAAAGAAUGUCCAGAAAGACUAG